AUGCAGUCACUGUGCAGCCUGCCCCUUAUGCGGUACCAUGAGCCAAAGAAGGAGGACGGGCUGGAGGACAUGACCCAACUGGAGGAUCUCCAGGAGGCUGCGGUGCUGAGCAACCUCCGGACACGAUUUGAGCGCCAGCUCAUCUAUACCUACAUUGGCAGCAUCCUGGUGUCGAUGAACCCGUACCGGCUCUACGACAUCUACGGGACAGAAUACGUGCUGCAGUAUGAGGGCAGAGCCCUGGGCGAGAACCCACCGCACCUCUUUGCCAUCGCAAACGUCGCCUACUACAAAGUGAUGGAUGCCAAACACAACCAGUGUAUCGUCAUCAGUGGGGAGAGCGGCUCAGGGAAGACCGAAGCCACCAAGUUGAUCCUGCGCUACCUGGCAGCCAUCAGCCAGAAACGCAGCAAUGUCCCACAGAUAGAGAUCCUGGAGGCGACCCCCUUGCUGGAAUCCUUCGGCAACGCCAAAACUGUGAGGAAUGACAAUUCCAGCAGGUUUGGGAAAUUUGUGGAAAUCUUUCUGGAGGAAGGCUUGAUCUGCGGUGCCAUAACCUCGCAGUACCUGCUGGAGAAAUCCCGUGUGGUCUUCCAGUCCAAGAGUGAGCGCAACUACCACAUCUUCUACGAGAUGCUGGCCGGGCUGCCUGUCCAGCAGAAGCAGCGGUACUGCCUGCAGGGCGCCGAGACCUACUACUACCUGAACCAGGGUGGGAACUGUGAGAUUCCCGGCAAGGACGACGCAGAGGAUUUCCGUCAGCUGCUCAGCACCAUGGAGGUGCUGGGCUUCAGCAUGGAUGAGCAGAACAGCAUCUUCCGCAUCCUCUCCUCUGUCCUUCACCUGGGCAACGUCUACUUUGAAAAAUAUGAGACUGACUGCCAGGAGAUCGCCAUGGUGGUGAGUGCUGCGGAGAUCCGGACAGUGGCUGAGCUGCUGCAGGUGUCCCCUGAGGGCCUGCAGAAAGCCAUCACCUUCAAGGUGACGGAAACGCUGCGGGAGAAGAUUUUUACCCCUCUGACAGUUGAAAGUGCUGUGGAUGCCAGGGAUGCCAUUGCCAAGACCCUCUACUCCCUGCUCUUCGGCUGGCUCACAGACCGCAUCAACAAGCUGGUGUACCCGCGGCAUGAGGCUCUCUCCAUCUCCAUCCUGGACAUCUAUGGCUUUGAGGACCUCCACUUCAACAGCUUCGAGCAGCUGUGCAUCAACUACGCCAAUGAGUACCUGCAGUUCUUCUUCAACAGGAUCGUCUUCCAGGAGGAGCAGGAGGAGUAUAUCCGGGAGCAGAUUGAGUGGAAGGAGAUCCCCUUCAGUGACAACCAGCCCUGCAUUGACCUCAUCUCCCAGAAGCCCUACGGCAUCCUCCGGAUCCUGGAUGACCAGAGCUGCUUCCCCCAGGCCACUGACCACACGUUCCUCCAGAAGUGUCACUACCACCAUGGGACAAACCCUCUGUACACAAAGCCGAAGUUGCCACUGCCUGAGUUCACCAUCAAGCACUAUGCGGGGAAGGUGACCUACCAGGUUCACAAGUUUUUGGAUAAAAACUAUGACCAGGUCCGUCAGGAUGUGCUGGACCUGUUCAUCAGCAGCAGGACCAAGGUGGUGGCCAACCUCUUCUUCGGCCAUGCCCAGGUGAUGGCUCGGCAGAGGAGCAUCAACAGGAGGAGCAGCACCAGGACACGGCGGUACAAGGCUCCCACCGUGGCCUCACGGUUCCAGCAGUCACUCCUGGAACUGGUGGAGAGGAUGGAGAGGUGCAACCCGUUCUUUGUGCGCUGCCUCAAACCCAACAACAAGAAGGAGCCAGGGCUCUUUGAGGCUGACGUGGUCAGCAGCCAGCUGCGGUACUCAGGGAUCCUGGAGACCAUCCGCAUCCGCAAGGAGGGCUUCCCCAUCCGCAUCCCCUUCCUCGUCUUCAUCGACAGGUACCGCUGCCUUGUCGACAUGUGGUCCAGCAUCAUUCCCAAUGGACCCAAUUGCGUGGAGAUGCUGAGAAGCCUCUGCCCUGUUAGCUCCAACAUGUACUAUGUUGGUGUCACCAAGCGGUACCGGCGCAUGCGGCGCACACUUAUCAAGUUCAGGUCACUGGUGCACAUCUACGUGAACCGCCGGAGGUACCUCAAGGAGCUGACACGGAGGGAGGUGGUGGAUGUCACCCAACUGGAGGUUCCGGCUGAGCUGAUGGGGUUGCUGCAGACCGCUGCAGGUGAGCAGGACAAGAAUACUGGCUGCGUGGUCCUGGUGCCGCCGCCGGCGCUGCAGCCUGACUCCAAGCUCACCCUCCCACUCGACAUCAACGACUACUCCAUGGCCAAGUACGUGCGGGGCCACUUCCAGGAACCAGCGUUUGGCAUGCUGACGGCCCCGCUGAAAGCUCCCCUCACCCGGCUGGACGAGGACCUGUGCCACGAGGCACUCAGCCUCUUUCAGCUGAUCCUGCGGUUCAUGGGGGACCCAGGGCUGGGCGGCCUGCAGGAGACCCUCUUCGGCAACUACAUUGUGCAGAAGGGGCUGUCGGUGCCAGGGUUGCGGGACGAGCUCCUGGCACAAGCUGCCAACCAGGUCUGGCGGAACACCAAUGUCAACAACGAGGAACGGGGCUGGCUGCUGCUGGCCACAUGCCUCAGCGCCUUCACCCCCUCCACCGCCUUCGACAACAUGGCACUCGACCUGCACUGCUUCAACGGUGCGGGCGGCACGGCGCUGGGGCACAGCGGUGCUGAGGGUCGGUCCCAGGAAGGGACUGCGGUGAAAGCCCCCACGCUGCCCUCCACGGAGGCUUACCACGCCCACGAGGGGGAACUCGGGGAGCCGCGCAGCCAGAAGGGUCUGGACCGGUACCUGGACAGCCUCUUCGAUCCCGUGCUCUACGGCAACGGG
Messenger RNA from Acanthisitta chloris (rifleman), 2883 nucleotides. Its product is annotated as unconventional myosin-XV-like. The transcript is spliced from 29 exons. The annotation marks the transcript as partial. Gene Ontology annotation, molecular function: cytoskeletal motor activity; ATP binding. The record is from RefSeq and is a predicted model, not a curated record. NCBI's taxonomy places the organism in Eukaryota, Metazoa, Chordata, Aves, Passeriformes, Acanthisittidae. Gene Ontology annotation, cellular component: myosin complex; cytoskeleton.